Molecule: messenger RNA, 3520 nt
Organism: Vespula vulgaris
Lineage: Eukaryota; Metazoa; Arthropoda; Insecta; Hymenoptera; Vespidae
Gene: Dbp73D
Product: probable ATP-dependent RNA helicase Dbp73D
Exons: 6
Coding region: 111-1697 (528 amino acids)
Cellular component (GO): nucleus
Molecular function (GO): nucleic acid binding; ATP binding
Source: RefSeq, a predicted model, not a curated record
CACUUAAGUAUCAUUCGGUAAAAAAUGUGACAGCGGGAAUACGAAAUAGUACAAAGCACGUGUUUUAUCUUUCGUAUUAAAAUUGUAAGAAAUAUUUUAACCAGGAAAAUAUGGCAAAUGAAACAGUGACGGACGAGAAGGUAGAAGACGAUAAAACUACAAAAACAGAUUUUUUAGUGUUAGGUUCUAAAAGCCACAAGAAAAAACGUGAAGUUAAAAGAGUAUUACCGAAUUGGUUAGCGCAUCCAGAAAUAAUAUCUGCUGAUUUAAGCAGUGGUCCAACAUUGGAUGAAAUGGAUUCUAUUUUAGACUCGCAGCUUAUUGAAAUUUUGAGAGCAAAUGGAAUUGAUAAGUUAUUUCCAGUUCAAGCUAGUAUAUUAGCUUGGUUGUCGAAAUCUGAGAAAGACAGAAAAUUAGGAUGGUGGCCACGAGACAUUUGUGUUUCUGCACCUACAGGCAGUGGUAAAACCUUGGCAUAUGUAUUACCAGUUGUACAACAAUUGCAAUUUAGGUUAGUACCAAAAAUACGUUGCUUAAUUGUAGUGCCAGUGCAAGAACUGGCUGUACAAGUUCACAAAGUUGUGAUCACUUAUACAUCUUAUACAAAUUUAAAAGCAGGUUUGAUUACGGGUGCCUCAUCUUUUGAACAGGAACAGAAUAACAUAAUAAGGAAAACUCUUUCUGAUGAAUAUAUAAGUACAGUAGACAUAUUGAUCGCUACACCAGGCCGUUUAAUCGAUCACAUAUUAAAAACUCCUGGCUUUUCCUUAGAAUCGCUUCGUUAUCUUGUUAUAGAUGAAGCGGAUCGUGCAACUGAGUGGUUGCAGUAUAUUCCUGAAGCUCACUCAGGUGCACCGCCAUUAACUUUGGAAAAUUUAUCUUCAAGUCCUCCAUUUGCGCAGAAAUUAUUGUUCAGUGCAACUUUGUCGCAAGAUCCACAGAAACUAAAUCAAUUCAGACUCUUUCAACCAAUACUCUUUACGUCGGUAAUAGUUUCUGACAAAGAUACAGAUGUAAAUUUGGAUGAGGAAGUAGGCAAUUUUUUAGGACGUUAUACGGGUCCGGAAGAAUUAAAAGAACGCGCAGUUGAGUGUUCUCCAGAGUUUAAACCGAUUGCACUUUAUCAAAUUUUGGUACGAAAGAGUACUAUUCCUAAGACUUUGGUAUUUACUAAUUCUGCUGAGUCGGCACACAGAUUAUCAUUACUGUUACAAUUACUUUUAUCCGAGAGGAACGUAGUUGUUGGAGAACUUUCUAGCAGAAUCGUAGCUAAGCAACGUGAGGAGGUACUCAAUAAAUUUGCUUUAGACGAAAUUAAUGUUCUUGUUAGCUCAGAUGCGUUAGCUAGAGGCAUGGAUAUACCGAAUGUUCAAUUAGUCGUAUCGUAUGAUCUUCCAAAGCAUAUUAAAGGAUAUAUACAUAGAGCUGGAAGAACAGGACGUGCAGGGAAAUCUGGUGUCGCGAUAUCUAUUCUUACGCACAAUCAAAUAGGAAUAUUUAAACAGAUGUUGAGUUCUGUUCACAAAACAUUACCGAAGGUGAAAGAAAUGGAAUUAACGGAUAUCGCGGAUACAUUGGAUUAUCAAAAUCAUCUUACUAAAUUAAAAGAUCUUUUGGAGAAAGAGAAGGUUACUACUUUAAAUCGAAUAAAAGCAAAGAAACGGAAAUACAAUCAACAAUCAACAGGAGAAAAAUAAAUAAAAAGUUUAUAUCGUGAUUUCUUUGUAUCUAUUCUUGCGAAAGUAAUCUCCUGCAAUAAAAUAGGUUCAAUAACGCCGUAAAUACAGUUGAUAGGGUAACAUCGAUAAUAACAUUUUAUUGUCUGAAGUUAAUAGUAUCGUACAUCAUGCUUAUACCCUACCGCAAAUAACUCUAUUAGCAGCUGAGAUAUCUUCAAAUUGUUUACUAAUUAUUAUUCCCACGGUUUUAUUUCGUCGAAGGCAGAUAUAUUCACAAUUUUAAUUUAUAAAAGAUAAAUAAUCAUUUAUCGAAUAACGACAUAGACGCAAUUUUAUUACUAUUAUUGCUGUGUGUAACUUCACUGCUCAAAGACCGACGAUAAUUGUCACGUCUUUGUGAUAAAAAGGAAAAUGGGAAAAUUAGAAACUAUUAUUCACUAAAUAAGAUAAAAAUUAAUAGUUCGAAAUAUUUCACCAAAUUGUGAAUGAAGAUAAACGUUAUUUUUUUUUUCGCAAAUCAAUGAUCCUCAUUUUAUACGAUUUAUGUUUCGAUUUGCACGGAGAUAGACACAGCAUACAAUAAUAAUUUGCAAUAGUGCGGGUUUAUCAUUUCAAUUUAAAGCAUGUCUUAAGCUGUCGGGGUUUGCACAGUUAACUCGUUACAUUAAUCGCUUAAAGAAUGGGAAAAAUUUAUUCGAAAAAAAUUUGAUUUCUUUUUUGUCGUCAUCUCUCUCUCUUCUUCUCCCUCUUUAUUUCUCUCCUUCUUUUUAUAAAUAUCUUUUAAAAUAACACUCAUUUUUUUUCCUACGCUCAAUUCUUUCAAAUUUGUUUUCUUUAAUUUUAUACACCAUCGUUCAUUUUUUUGAUUUUUCAUUACGAAAAGGAAAUCAAUCCAUAAUAACAACAACAAUCGAUACCCUCGUUAUCCACUUGGAGUUCUUGCAGACAAAUCUAUCUUUUCUUCCUUCUUUCUUUCUUUUUUAUUUUUCUUUUUCUUUCUUUCUUCCUUUCUUUCUUAUCAUUUUUCGAACAGACAAAGGUAACGAAAAGUGACCAAGUUAUCCCCGAAAGCUCAAUAACUCCAGCAGCGAGAGGAAUAUCACGCUCGUAUGCACAGGAUUCACAUUGAAUUUAUAUUCUUUUAAGAUACGUACAUACAUGCCCGAACGAUAUAUACGUUUUUAUAGCGAAUCGAACCUUAUCUUUUCUCGCAUUCGUCAAUAUGUUACACUUUUAUUAUAAUAUAUGUAUGUAUAGAUUGAAUGUUCAUUUUAUUAGUCGCGUUAUACAAAAUCUAGUUCAAAUUUGACAACGAACGAUGCGAACGCUUUUCAUUAAUUAAUAAAAAGCGUUAUUCUAUUAAUCAUUCGUUAUUCUUCAUUAACGUUCCUAUCGACAGAGUCAACACUGAAUUUUGUAUUAUUUACACGAAUAGAUUCAUUAACGUUUAUACGUGUGUAUGUACAUACAUAUAAUGUGGUCCUAUAUGAUUCAUAUGUCUCGUUGCCAUGUAUAUGUAUUAUCGUUCCUUAGUUUUAAUUAAUAUUCAAACACCCGUUGUGCAAAGACCUUUCUGAAACUUAUCGUCGAUCGCGGUGUCGCUUUUGAUUUCUUUAAGAAAAUUAAUUAUGUUAUUAAAUAAUUAAUACUUAUAAUAACUUAUUGGGAUAUGUAAGUACAUAUAUAUGUAUAUUUUGUAACGCCUAUGUGCUUAUAAAGUUAAUUAUGUCAUACAGUUGAACGUAAUCGUUUCAAUUUGAUUGUUAUAUAAGAAUGAAUUAAACGAUUGUUUUUAUAAUUAUCGACCGUGACCGACGAGUGAAUAAAAGAAUAUUUUAAGA